CAAUCUGGCGACGAUAUGCACAAGCACAACUACCCUAGCGACAUGGAAAAGUCCGACGAAUGGGAUGAGAUGCCCGAGGUACAAGCCAUCCGCCGUGAUGAUGGCUCCAAGUCAGUACACAGGAAACUUGGCGUUACAUGGAACAACCUCACAGUCAAGGGUGUUGGAGCCGAUGCCUUGUUCAACGAGAAUGUCGCUUCACAAUUUCUUCCCGGAAGACUCAAGGGUAGACGCAAGACCGACAAAGCAUCUCUCAGGACCAUCAUCGACCAGAGCUCCGGCUGUGUCAAACCGGGAGAGAUGCUGUUAGUCUUGGGACGACCUGGUGCUGGCUGCACAACUCUCCUCAAGCUCCUUGCCAAUCGACGCUCUGGAUUUGCUGAGAUUGAUGGCGAAGUCAACUAUGGAUCUCUCAAGCAUGACGAGGCAACCAAAUACCAAGGCCAAAUUGUCAUGAACACCGAAGACGAAAUCUUCUUUCCUUCUUUGACCGUUGGUCAAACAAUCGACUUUGCAACACGGAUGAAGGUGCCUGCCUCUGUCACCGCUGGCUUCUCAAGCAAGGAAGAAGCACGCCAAGCAUCAAGAGACUUCCUGCUCAAGCAGCUUGGUAUUUCUCAUACCAAGAAUACCAAGGUUGGCAACGAGUACAUUCGAGGAGUCUCUGGAGGCGAGAGAAAGCGUGUCAGCAUUAUUGAAACCAUGGCUACCCGUGGAAGUGUCUACUGCUGGGACAAUUCCACACGAGGUCUUGAUGCCAGUACAGCACUCCAAUACGUCAAGGCUGUUAGAUCCAUGUCUGACAUCUUUGGGCUCGCCUCGGUCAUUACCCUUUACCAAGCUGGCAAUGGAAUAUUUGAUCAAUUCGACAAAGUGCUCGUCCUUGAUGAGGGCAAGCAGCUGUACUAUGGCCCGGCCAAGAUGGCCAAGCAGUUUAUGGGAGACAUUGGCUUUUAUUGUCCAGACGGAGCAAACGUAGCUGACUACCUGACUGGUGUUACUGUACCUACCGAGCGACAGGCCCGCGAAGGCUUCGAAUCCAAGUUCCCAAGGAACGCUGACCAGAUUGUCGAACUAUACCAGGCAUCGACUAUCAGAGAGCAGAUGGAGAUCGAGUAUGACUAUCCUACCACAAGCGAGGCGAAACAACGAACUCUCGAGUUUCAACAAACUAUCGCGGACGAAAAGACUUCAGACAUCCUUACGAAAGGCGCACCUACUACGGUCGGCUUUGGAGCACAACUCAAAGCUGCGGUUCAACGACAGUUCCAAAUCAUCCGGGGCGACAUCAAUGUCCUCAUCAUCAAGCAAGUGUCCAAUCUCGUGCAAGCCCUCACGUCCGGCUCGCUUUUCUACAACGCACCUGACACUUCCACCGGUCUCUUCAUCAAAUCUGGAGCCCUGUUCGUAUCUCUACUCUUCAACGUCCUCCUCGCCCAAUCGGAAGUCACAGAUUCGUUCACUGGUCGUCCUGUCCUUGCGAAGCACAAGUCUUUUGCGCUUUACAACCCUAUCGCUUGGUGUUUGGCACAGAUCAUCACAGACAUGCCCAUCUUGUUGUUCCAGAUUUCCGCAUUCUCACUCGUCAUUUACUUCAUGACUGGACUCACCUACAGUGCCGGACACUUCUUCAUAUUCUGGUUCAUCAUCUUGAUAAGUACCAUGUGUAUGACUGCGAUGUUCCGAACCAUCGGAGCGGCAUUCAAAACUUUCGACGACGCAAGUAAAGUGGCAGGACUUGCUGUUAUGGCGACUUUGCUUUACAAUGGAUACAUGAUUCCCAAGACGGAAAUGCAUCCUUGGUUUGUUUGGCUUUACUGGAUUGAUCCUCUUGCUUACGCCUACAAUGCCCUGCUAUCGAAUGAAUUCAGCGGAAAGAUCAUUCCUUGCGUCGGGCCAAACCUUGUUCCUAACGGACCCGGAUAUGGCUCCAUGGAGAAUCAAGCGUGUACUGGUGUUCGUGGCGCUCCUGUCGGCGCAACGAGUGUUACAGGCGAUCAAUAUCUCGCUACCUUGAGCUACAGCCGUUCCGAUCUCUGGAGAAACGUCGGUAUCGUCAUUGUCUGGUGGGUGUUCUAUGUUGCUUUGACUUUCUUGUUCACUUCCAUGUGGAAGGAGACCAACGAACAAAAGGGUCUUCUUCUCGUCCCAUCCGAGCUCGCCAAGCACGCUCUUCCCGCGAUUCAGGACGAAGAGUCUCAACAGAACGAGAAGUCGACUCCUAUCUCAUCCAACGACUCGUCAACCGACAGAUCAGACGACAAACUUGAGGGAGAUCUCAUUCGCAAUACAUCUGUAUUCUCAUGGAAGAACCUGACAUAUACCGUCCAAACCUCUGACGGCCCUCGUGUCCUUCUGAACGGGGUACAUGGUUUUGUAAAACCAGGCAUGCUGGGUGCGCUGAUGGGAGCUUCCGGUGCUGGCAAAACUACUCUGUUGGAUGUUCUGGCCCAACGCAAGACUGAUGGAACCAUCCACGGCUCUGUACUGGUCGAUGGGCGUCCUCUGUCUAUCAGUUUCCAAAGAUCAACCGGUUACUGCGAGCAAUUGGAUGUGCACGAACCUCUCACCACUGUGAGAGAAGCGCUCGAGUUCUCUGCCCUCCUUCGCCAACCUCGCACCACGUCCAAAGAGGACAAGUUGAAGUAUGUUGACGUUAUUCUGGACCUUCUGGAGAUGCACGACAUUGCAGACUGUCUCGUCGGAACAUCUGGCGGCGCAGGUCUCUCAAUCGAACAACGCAAACGCCUGACUAUCGGUGUCGAACUCGUCGCCAAACCCAGCGUCCUUGUAUUCUUGGAUGAACCGACAUCUGGUCUCGACGGCCAAGCAGCCUUCAACACGGUUCGCUUCCUCAAGAAGCUUGCCGGAGCAGGACAAGCAAUCUUGGUCACCAUUCAUCAGCCCAGCUCUCAACUAUUCGCUCAAUUCGAUAACCUCUUGCUUCUCGCAAAAGGUGGCAACACGGCCUAUUUCGGCGAGAUUGGCGAGAACGCGUCAGUGAUUCGUGAGUACUUUGGUAAACACGGUGCACCUUGCCCCGAGGGGAAGAAUCCGGCCGAACACAUGAUCGAUGUUAUAUCCGACACUUCAAAGAACUGGAACGAGACCUGGCUCUCAUCACCCGAACAUGACGCCAUGCUUGCUGAACUUGACCGUCUGCAGGAUCCUGCCAACAGCACACCUAGAGAAGAUGAGACUGAAGGAUUGGAAUUCGCAAUGCCUCUUUGGGAACAAAUCAAGAUUGUUUCCGGCAGAGCUAAUACGACAAUGUAUCGCAAUGUUGACUACAUCAACAACAAAUUCGCCUUCCAUAUCCUUACUGGACUGUUUGCUGGCUUUUCUUUCUGGCAAGUGGGUAACAGCGUGUCGGACAUGCAGCAACGACUCUUUGCAGUCUUCAACGCUAUCUUCGUGGCUCCUGGUGUUAUCGCACAACUCCAACCCCUCUUUAUUGAAAAACGCGACAUUUACGAUGCCCGCGAGAAGAAGUCCAAGAUGUACUCAUGGAUCGCCUUUGUCACUUCCCUCAUCGUCUCUGAAUUUCCUUACUUGGUCAUCUGCGCUGUUCAGUUCUUCUUCUGUUACUACUAUACCGUAGGCUUCCCUGCUGCAGCUUCCUCGGCCGGAGCUGUGUUCUUCGUCUUCUUCCUGUACGAGUUCAUCUACACUGGCAUCGGACAAUUCAUCGCCGCGUACGCGCCCAAUGCUGUUGCAGCAGCUUUGGUCAACCCUCUGAUCAUCUUUACCCUGGUUGGAUUCUGUGGUGCUGUGGUGCCUUAUGGACAAAUUACCGAGUUCUGGAGAUAUUGGCUUUACUACAUGAACCCUUUCAACUACCUCGUCGGCUCCAUGCUAGUCUUCACGACCUGGGAUAUCCCCGUCACCUGCAAAACUUCCGAACUCGCAAUCUUCAACCCCCCUUCCUCGCAAACUUGUAUCGAGUACUUGACUCCCUAUCUCAAUGGUAUGGGUGCCGGGACAAACUUGUUGAACCCUAAUGCGACGGCUGGCUGUGAGGUUUGUCAGUACAGAACCGGUGCUGAUUAUUUGGCCACGUUGAAUUUGACGGAGAAGUAUUUCGGUUGGAGAGACGCUGGUAUUGUGGCUUUGUUUGUGUUUAGUGGGUAUGGCUUGGUGUACUUGUUGAUGAAGUUGAGGACGAAAAAGUCAAAGACUGCCGAGUGAAAUUGCGCAAGGUGAUGGAGUGGGAGAAGAGGGUUUCGGACAGGACGUCCGAUGUUGAGGUGGUGGGGUCGGAUAGGCGGUUGAGAGUAAUGGCAGCACUGUGGGGAUAUAAAUAGAAGGGGUAUGGAAUAGAGGCGUCAUCAGGUGUACAGUUUAUCAAUGGAC
Aureobasidium pullulans EXF-150 is the source of this 4353-nucleotide messenger RNA. Its product is annotated as putative Brefeldin A resistance protein. Bases 16 to 4188 code for a protein of 1390 amino acids. The transcript has 7 exons. NCBI's taxonomy places the organism in Eukaryota, Fungi, Ascomycota, Dothideomycetes, Dothideales, Saccotheciaceae. Gene Ontology annotation, molecular function: ATP binding; ATP hydrolysis activity; ABC-type transporter activity. Gene Ontology annotation, cellular component: membrane. The record is from RefSeq and is a predicted model, not a curated record. Gene Ontology annotation, biological process: transmembrane transport.